UGGCCCGCGACAAUGUGGUCCUGAGGCCGCGGGCGCCUGGAGCUGCAGCACGGCGACCCCAGCCGACCCCCUGCUGCCGGGGCCCCACCAUGUUCUCCAGGAAGAAGCGCGAGCUCAUGAAAACCCCCUCCAUCUCCAAGAAGAACCGCGCGGGGAGUCCCAGCCCGCAGCCCUCGGGGGAGCUGCCCAGGAAAGAUGGAGCUGACACGGCGGCCCCAGGACCUGGCCUGGAGCUGCCAGCCACAGCCUCGAGUGCCAAGGCUACAGGCACCCUCAAGCGGCCCACCAGCCUGAGUCGCCACACCAGUGCCUCCGGCUUCCCGCUCUCUGGCCCCGGCUCCUGGACACUGGGCCGGAGCCACCGCAGCCCACUGACAGCUGCCAGCCCUGGUGAGCUGAGCACGGAGGGGCCCGGCCCUGACGCCGUUGAGGACAUCUCCCAUCUGCUGGCAGACGUGGCCCGCUUUGCCGAGGGCCUCGAGAAGCUCAAGGAGUGUGUUCUGCACGAUGAGCUGCUGGAGACCCGCCGGCCGCUGGCCCAUGAGUGCCUGGGCGAGGCCCUACGUGUCAUGCGCCAGGUCAUCUCCAAGUACCCGCUGCUGAACACCGUGGAGACGCUCACAGCAGCUGGCAACCUCAUUGCCAAGGUCAAAGCCUUCCAUUAUGAGUGCAACAAUGAAUCGGACAAGCAGGAGUUUGAGAAGGCCCUGGAGACCAUCGCCGUCUCCUUCAGCAGCACCGUGUCCGAGUUCCUCAUGGGCGAAGUGGACAGCAGCACGCUCCUGUCGGUGCCCCCGGGGGACCUGAGCCAGUCGGUGGAGAACCUGUACGGACCGGCGAGCGAGGGCGCCCUGCCCAGCGUGGAGGAGUGCGACGGCGGCUGCCCGGCCCCCGAGGAGGUGGACAUGCUGCUGCAGCGCUGCGAGGGCGGCGUGGACGCGGCGCUGCGCUACGCCAAGGACAUGGCCAAGUACCUGAAGGGCCUCACCGCCUACCUGGAGAAGCGCACGGUGCUGGAGCUGGAGUUCGCCAAAGGCCUCCAGAAGAUCGUGCACAACUGCAGACCCAGCGUCACCCAGGAGCCCCACAUGCCCCUGCUGUCCAUCUACGCGCUGGCCCUGGAGCAGGACCUCGAGUUCGGCCACGGCAUGGUGCAGGCGGCCAGCACGCUGCAGAACCAGACCUUCCUGCAGCCCCUGACCCUGCGGCGGCUGGAGCACGAGAAGCGCAGGAAGGAGAUCAAGGAGUCCUGGCACCGCGCCCAGAGGAAGCUGCAAGACGCGGAGGCGAACCUGCGCAAGGCCAAGCAGGCCUACACGCAGCGCUGCGAGGACCACGACAAGGCGCGCUUCCUGGCGGCCAAGGCCGAGGAGGAGCAGGCGGGCGCGGGGCCCGGGGCCGGCGGGGCGGCCUCCAAGGCGCUGGACAAGCGGCGGCGGCUGGAGGAGGAGGCCAAGAACAAGGCGGAGGAGGCCAUGGCCACGUACCGCACCUGCGUGGCGGACGCCAAGACGCAGAAGCAGGAGCUGGAGGACACCAAGGUGACGGCGCUGCGGCAGAUCCAGGAGGUCAUCCGGCAGAGCGACCAGACGGUGAAGUCGGCCACCAUCUCCUACUACCAGCUGAUGCACAUGCAGACGGCGCCGCUGCCCGUGCACUUCCAGAUGCUGUGCGAGAGCAGCAAGCUCUACGACCCCGGCCAGCAGUACGCCUCGCACGUGCGCCAGCUGCAGCGCGGCGACGAGCCCGACGUGCGCUACGACUUCGAGCCCCACGUGCCCACCGGCGCCUGGUCCCCGGUCCUGCGCACCCGGAAAGGCAGCUUCAACGUGGGCGAUGGGGUGGGGGCCGAGGCUGCCGGGAGCCCCCCGGAGGCAGGGGGGCCUGGCGAUGGGGUGCUGGCCAAGGAGCGGCGGGGGCGCGGCCACCAGGUGCACAAGUCCUGGCCCAUCGCCAUGGUGGACUCGGACCUCAGCCUGGAGCCCAGCGCCGGCGCAGGGGCCUUCCAGAUGGCGCGGACGGCGUCCAGUGGCACCGUGUCGUCCAGCGAGGAGCUGGCAGAGGAGGCCACGGCAGAGACGUCAGCCUUCGUGCAGGCCGACCUGGACAGCAUGGGCCCCGAGCUUCGGGUGGCCGUGCCCAGCGGGCCGUUCCGCCACAUGGGGCUGUCCAAGGCCGCCCGGACCCACCGGCUGCGCAAGCUCCGCACGCCUGCCAAGUGCCGCGAGUGCAGCAGCUACGUGUACUUCCAGGGCGCCGAGUGUGAGGAGUGCUGCCUCGCCUGCCACAAGAAGUGCCUGGAGACGCUGGCCAUCCAGUGCGGCCACAAGAAGCUGCAGGGCCGGCUGCAGCUCUUUGGCCAGGACUUCGGGCAGGCGGCCCGCAGCAGCCCCGACGGCGUGCCCCUGGUGGUCAGGAAGUGCGUCUCUGAGGUCGAGCGGCGGGCGCUGCGCACCAAGGGAAUCUACCGGGUCAAUGGGGUGAAGACGCGGGUGGAGAAGCUCUGCCAGGCCUUCGAGAGCGGCCAGGAGCUCGUGGAGCUGUCCCAGGCCUCGCCCCACGACAUCAGCAACGUCCUCAAGCUCUACCUGCGCCAGCUCCCGGAGCCCCUCAUCUCCUUCCGCUUCUACCCCGAGCUCAUGGGGCUGGCCAAGGAGAGCCUCAAGGCCGAGGCUGAGGCCAAGGCGGCGUCCCGAGGCCGGCUGGCCGGGGCCGAGAGUGAGGCGGUGCCCACGGGCAUGGUGGGCCGGCUGCGGGAGCUCCUGCGCGACCUGCCGCCCGAGAACCGGGCCACCCUGCAGUACCUGCUGCGGCACCUGCGCAGGGUCGCACAGGGGGAGCAGGACAACAAGAUGUCACCGGGGAACCUGGGCAUCGUGUUUGGGCCCACGCUGCUGCGGCCGCGGCCCACGGAGGCCACCGUCUCGCUCUCGUCGCUGGUGGACUACCCCCACCAGGCCCGCGUCAUCGAGACCCUCAUCAGCCACUACGGCCUGGUCUUCGGGGAGGAGCCUGAGGAGACGGCCGGCGGCCAGGAGGGGCCCGGCACCCAGCGGGUGGAGGUGGUGGUCCAGGUGCCAUACCUGGAGAGUGAGGGGGCCGCGUGCACCCCGCAGGAGGAGACCGAGGAGGACGGGCCCCGAGAGUCUCAGCUCCCGUCCAACGACUCUGACUCGGAGCUGGAAGAGGCCUCGGAGCUGCUGUCACCUGACGGCACCAGCCCCCUGCGCCGCCUCAGCUUCCUGGAGAUGCAGGCUAGCGAGGGCAGCCUGGAGGAGGAGGUCCCGGCCGAGCCGCUCGCCGGCCUCGACGCCAACCCGUCCAGCAGCUCCCCAGGGCUCCCCGGCCGGGAGAGGCAGCUAGAGACCGUCUGAUCGGGGGCCACGGGCAUCCACCCUCUGGACUGUCCUCGGGCCAGGCCUGGCCACGCUUGUCACCAGGGGCUCACAGGCUGCAGGGACCCCCCCCCGCUGGCAGCCUGCAUUCAGGUCCGCACGGCCGGUGAGGGCAACGCUGCCUCCGCCUGGUCCGGCCGAGCUGCAGGAGCUCUGCCCCCCGCCAAGCGUCCCACCUUCCCUUCCCCAAGCCUCUGGGCCCCGCAGGCUCCGGCGCAGCUUCGGGGCCCCCUCCCCUUUCCAGAAAUGCGGGUGUGGACACCUGGGUGCAGGUACCCAGCAAGGGCUCCCGCCAGCCACACUGUAACUCUCUGACACGCAUGUUUAUCUCGCUUGGAAUAAAGUUUUUCAUCUGA
This is a messenger RNA of Choloepus didactylus (southern two-toed sloth), 3751 nucleotides long. It is a transcript of the gene ARHGAP45, whose product is annotated as Rho GTPase activating protein 45. The record is from RefSeq and is a predicted model, not a curated record. Lineage: Eukaryota; Metazoa; Chordata; Mammalia; Pilosa; Megalonychidae. Gene Ontology annotation, cellular component: membrane. Bases 90 to 3374 code for a protein of 1094 amino acids. Gene Ontology annotation, biological process: activation of GTPase activity; signal transduction. Gene Ontology annotation, molecular function: GTPase activator activity. The transcript is spliced from 23 exons.